UUGACGGAAGGAGAGAACGGACAUUUCGCGUAUACGAUAUACACACACGUGAAACAGACGAAAACCGACGUUGCUGUUAAAACGUGUUUUAUUUACUAAAAAUGAGCGUAACGACAGUUGAACACGGCGGGGAGGUGGACGACGAUCAUCUUUUUCUCGAUCAAGUUCUGAACAAGUUGUAUGAUUUUGGUGAUAGAAAAAACAAAAGAUUGGGCAAGUCUCAGAAAAGAAAGAACUCCUCUAAAGAUGAUGUGAAGGACACUGAGGGUGAUACAGAAACAGCCUGUCAUGGCACAGACUCGGAGCAGCUCCUGACAAACUCUGGGACUAAACGAUCCGACGUGGAGGUCGUUACAUUCAUUGAUCCUUUGAAGAAGAGCAAAUUAUCAAAGGCUGUUGAACCAAGGAAGAAGGUUUCGGAUGUCAAAGAAAAGCAGAAGAACGGCUCAGAUGAAAAACUAACAAUAGAGAAGGCUCGCUUUGAGGUUCACAAGUUGGGGCUUUCGGGGUAUCAGAAGCAGCAGCAGAGGGUCUUUGAGCAGGACAGAGCCAUCAUGCUGGGUGCCAUUCCCCCUAAAAAGCAGUACGUUAACUACAAAGUGUAUCAACAAAGGAUUCAAGAACAGAAAACGAAAGCAGAAGAGGAAGCUAAAUCUGAACCACAACAAAAAAGAAAGAAAGAAUGGAAACCAAGGGCCGAGAAAAGUAAAUCGUCUGGCGGAGAGCUCGGUGGACAAGUUGGACGAUUCAAAAAUGGAAUGCUGAUGUUGAGUUCCAAAGACAUUCAUAAAUUUAAAGUUAAAGUCAAAAAGUAACAGCUUUUUCUGAAACUUCAGUAAAUACAUUUAAAUUUGUAUGGAAUAUCACAUUUUGACUGGGCUGAAGUUAAUAUGUGCCACGCUUUUUUUUUUUUUUUUUUUUUACGUGCAGAACGCUCCUAAUCUCUUCAGGAAGUCCAAAAGCGUAGUUUCGUUUACCGUAAAUCGUGCUUUUUGGGGGGUUCAAAAAAUAUGUGGGGCUCUAAACUCGGUCAGAUUUAAUUGGCGUGAAAAGAAACGAUCACAGAGGAGAAAUUCUGAAUAAAGACGCGUGGAUCACAGUUUUAUUGUUUAUUAAAAGGGAAAGACACUGGUUUUCUUCUACGCUAAGUAGUAAGAAAAGAAUGUCAUGUACAAUGUAUUUGAUAUACAAACCACAGAGACGUACAAAAUAUCACCUCAGUAAGAGGAAAUGAGAGCUGAAGAUCACAUACAGAAGAAAAGCACCAAAAACACGCACCCACAUAUUAGAGUUUGCUUCAAGGAGGAUGAUGAUGAUGAUGAUGAUGAUGAUGAUGGUACACAGCGCCACAGCUCGGUUCAUAUGUGUGUGUCUUGUGUCAGUAGAUCAAUGGAAAGGCUCUUCAGGGAAACGGCAUGUCUUUUCUUUGCCAAACUUUUCACAAUGAGACAGUCUGGGGGCCGAACACCUGACCAAUGUACGUCCGUAUAGGUAAUGUGCUGCAUAUAGAAAAAUAAAUCCUCAAAUGCUUGGUACAGUG
This is a messenger RNA of Puntigrus tetrazona (Sumatra barb), 1540 nucleotides long. RefSeq names its product chromosome 20 C1orf131 homolog (gene fsaf1). The record is from RefSeq and is a predicted model, not a curated record. The transcript has 7 exons. Lineage: Eukaryota; Metazoa; Chordata; Actinopteri; Cypriniformes; Cyprinidae. Bases 102 to 815 code for a protein of 237 amino acids.